Molecule: messenger RNA, 1083 nt
Organism: Ilyonectria robusta
Lineage: Eukaryota; Fungi; Ascomycota; Sordariomycetes; Hypocreales; Nectriaceae
Exons: 1
Coding region: 1-1083 (360 amino acids)
Source: RefSeq, a predicted model, not a curated record
AUGAAGUCUGUUGUUGCAACUCUCGGCAUGGUCGCUGCGGCCAACGCCUACUCCUACCCCCGACACAUGCACUACCGACGAGACAACGGCACUGACUCUGGCAUGACCACCUUGACCGUUGUCACCACUCAGGUUCACACCAUCACCAGCUGUGCUCCCACCGUCACCAACUGCCCCGCCCGGGACCAGACCACCGCUCUCGACCAGCUCCCCGAGACCGACAAGACCGUUGUCGUUGUCACCGACACCGUCGUCCUCACCGAGACCGUCUGCCCCGUCUCCGAGGCUGGCGCCAUCUCCUCCUCCGUCAUUGAGAAGGCCCAGACCGGCGGUAUCACCGGAGCUUACACUCUGACCGCCCCUCUCACCACCUCCCUGGGUCCCAUCAGCACCGGCUACCCUGCCCCGGCUGUCACCGACUCCGACAACUCCGGUGAGACCAACACCGAGUUGACCACCAUUGUCAGCGACUACGUCACCGACAAGGUUGUCACCCUCACCAUCGGCACCGGUACCGACGCCGAGGUCACCACCACCACUAUCCACAGCACCAUCCAGACCACCGUGACCGUCCCCUGCUCCGAGGUCGAGGCUCAGGGCACUGAGGGGAGCAGCAACGGCAAGGGCUCCUCCGUUGAGCCCACCACCACCACCACUGGCACCAAGACCGCCACCGUUACCAAGACCAUCGUCGAGGCUGACACCACCGCUACCGCUACCGCCGGCAACAACAGCGGUGCCAACGGCUCUGCUGUCCCCGAUAGCUCCGCUGAGGGCACCUGCGCCUGCGGUGACACCACUGUCACCGUCACUGCUCCCGCCUCUACCAUCUACGUCACCGUUGGCGGAGACUACACCGGCACUGUCGGCGCCGAGGGCAGCAAGACCGCUGAGGGCUCCAACGGUACCACCGAGACCAGCACCCCUGAUGAUGAGGAUGAUGAGGAUGACGAGGACUACUGCGACGAUGAGGAUCUCACCACCACCCUCGAGGCCACCGUCACUGUUGUCCCCUACCCCGUCAACAGCACCUUCACUGGUGGUUACGCCGCUCCCACCGGCUUCGCCCGUCUCGUCCGAUAA